UUUGAUGAACUCAUUAGUGAGUAAGAACUGAAAUGAACAAACAAACAUCCUGAGAGAAUUUGUGAAGCACACACAGCAGAGAGACGCCUCAUGUGAAUUACGUCAGCAGAGAGAAUAUGGCAGUCGCAGGGCCUCAGUGUAUAAACAUCUCAGUGUGCAGGCAGGACGGCUCUUCUCAUGAUGGCAUCACUCAAAUGACAGACAUGGACUUGGAUGGAGUGAAACUUGGCCGUUGCUUUCCUCAUAGUAAUGCAUCAUGUCCCAAACUGAUUUUUGAAACAGAAGUAUACGGACCUUUGUAUAUUUUCUCGUGUCUUUUGUUUUUAUCGACAGUGUUUGGAAAUCUUCUUGUCAUCAUUUCUAUUUCUCAUUUUGUUCAGCUGCACACGCCAACUAAUAUUCUGAUCCUUUCACUCGCAGCGGCCGAUUGCUUAGUGGGUUUCUUUGUGAUGCCCAUCACUUUGAUUGUCCUGAUUGAAACUUGCUGGUACUUUAGAGAUUUUUAUUGUUAUUUGUAUUCUGCACUUACCAGUUACUUUAGUGUAGUUGUUGUAUAUAAUGUGGUUUUAAUAUCUAUUGAUCGCUACAUUGCUGUCUGCCAUCCUUUCUUUUACAGCUCAAAAAUAACUUUGACUGUUGCAACCAUUAGCAUUGCUGUGCUGUGGCUGUUUGCACUUUUAAUUACAGUCAUACUUUUAUAUUUUAGUUAUAUUGAAGUAGAGACAUGUGAAGGAGCUUGUGGAGUAUACACUUAUUAUGAAAUGAUCAUUUUCAUUUUACUCUUAACUUUCUUUAUCCCUUAUUCACUGAUGAUUGUUUUUUAUAUCAGAAUAUUUGUAGUUGCAAGAAGCCACUCAAGAGCCAUCAACUGUAUGAUAGAAAAGAGGCAAACUAUGGAGGUGAGUGACAGAAAAAUAUCAAAACUGUCUGAAAGAAAAGCCGCAAAAACAUUAGGAGUAGUCGUGGGGGUUUUUAUUAUCUGCUGGCUGCCUCUUUAUGUGUACAAUUUUUUUAAUGAUGGUAGUAACUCAAACACACAAAUCAUCAGGAAUGCCUUUGUGUUGGUCAGUGAAGUGAAUUAUGCAGUUAAUCCAAUUCUUUACGCUUUUAUGUAUUCCUGGUUCAGAAAAGCACUGAAAAUCAUCCUGACUUGUAAAAUAUUUAGUCCAGCUUCUUCAGUGCUCAAUUUACUGUAAAUGUUAAAGAAAAUAAAAAAUUUAAUUUUCUGAGCUUAGAUGUUUAUUAUUAUUUGUACAU
Messenger RNA from Erpetoichthys calabaricus (reedfish), 1257 nucleotides. RefSeq names its product trace amine-associated receptor 13c-like. Gene Ontology annotation, biological process: G protein-coupled receptor signaling pathway. Gene Ontology annotation, cellular component: membrane. The coding region runs from base 117 to 1196 and encodes 359 amino acids. Lineage: Eukaryota; Metazoa; Chordata; Cladistia; Polypteriformes; Polypteridae. Gene Ontology annotation, molecular function: trace-amine receptor activity. The record is from RefSeq and is a predicted model, not a curated record. The transcript has 2 exons.